GCACCUGUGUGGUGUAAAGAACCUAUACCAGAGCAGGUUUCUGACUGCUAUGUCCUCGCCAUCCCGGAGCUCCCAGAGCCAUCGCCGGUGUAAGAACAGGGCACGCUAUAGCCUCACAGCUGAGCAAUGCCCCCCCAUCGAUCCCAGCAACCCCUUAACUCUGCCACGAUCCUCUAGUGACCCAGACUUGGUGUCAACCCACAGCCGCUCCACCCUCACAGUCAGUGCCUUGAUCUAUAGUAUCGGCCAGCCGCAUGACAUUCUUAUCUCCUGGGACAUCAAAGAGGAGGUGGAUGCCGGAGAUUGGAUCGGCAUGUACCUAAUCGAUGAGGUUCUCUCAGAGAACUUUCUGGACUACAAGAACCGUGGGGUAAAUGGAUCCCAUAAAGGGCAGAUUGUUUGGAAGAUUGAUGCCAGCUCAUACUUCAUGGAGUCGGAGACCAAGAUUUGUUUCAAGUACUACCAUGGAGUGAGCGGAGCACUGAGAGCCACCACCCCCUGUGUCACUGUGAGAAACCCAUCUGCUAUUGUAUUGAAGCCUAUGAUGACUCAGGAUGUGACUCAGAGUCUGGGCAACAGGAGGCUCAUCAGCUUCUCCCUGUCAGACAUCCAGGCAGUGGGUCUGAAGAAGGGGAUGUUCUUCAAUCCUGAUCCAUAUUUGAAGAUUGCAAUCCACCCUGGAAAACACAGCAUCUUCCCUGCUCUCCCCCACCAUGGUCAAGAGAAAAGAUCUGGCAUAAUCUGCAACACCAUCAACCCUAUCUGGAAGAGAGAGAGAUUUAACUUUGUCUCUUUGCCCACGGAUGUUUUGGAGAUUGAGGUGAAAGACAAAUUUGCCAAGAGUAGGCCCAUCAUCAAACGCUUUUUGGGCAAGUUGUCUGUGCCUGUGCAACGGCUACUGGAGAAGCAUGCUAUUGGAGACCGUGUGAUUAGCUAUGCUCUAGGCCGCAGGCUGCCAACAGAUCAUGUCAGUGGACAGCUACAAUUUCGCUUUGAGAUAACAUCUUCUAUUCAUCCAGAUGAUGAGGAGGUAUCCAUUAAUGCAGAUGAUGCUGUGACCCCUGACCAGCAGGAAGCAGAAGAGCUGAAUAUUGACCCACCAGUAGCUGCAGACUUUGAUGCAAAAGAUGAAGAUCUAAAUGAGCUGAAUGAGAAUAUAUCUCUGGCUGUAGAGACACAGAAUGCUUUGCCCCUAUCUUCUUCUACUAAACCUAGUUCCCCUGCUCAUAUUGUGUGUAGCACAGAGGAAUCAGAGGAGGCUGGAAAUUUAGAGGAGACACCAAAGGAUGAAGAGAACGGAUCAUUGGAGGAUUUUUCAUGCACAGAUCAACUCCCUGAACAUCAGGUGCAGAGCCCUGAGGAACCAGCUGAGGAGCUGGAAGUGGUGCAUCAUGAUGGGGAUGCAGAAGUUAUAGAGGAUAUUGUGGAAGCUCAUGGAGUUGAUACUGCAGACGAAAUCACCAUAAGAGAUGAGGAGGUGGAUGAAGAAGCUAUUAGAAUAAGGACAGUUGAAGAUACCACAGAAUUGGAAGGAGCUACAGGCUCAGAGCAGACAGAAGUAAGAGAGGAGGGCAAGAGUGAGAGUGCAGAACCAUGUUCUCCAAGGACAACAUGUAUGAUGAAACGAAAGGCCAUGAAACGCCGGCCCUGCUCACUGCCUGUCUCUGAACUUGAGACAGUCAUCGCCUCAUCUUGCACAGAACCCGAGACACCACGAUCGCACUACAUCCGUAUACACCAUCUCCUGCACAGCCUUCCCUCUGCCCAGCAUGGCUCCUGCAGCCAAGACAAUGGGGAGACAUUCGAUCCAGACUCUUCUGAGGAUGUCAGCCUGAAACCUGCACAGAAUGAAAAGGAGGUGGCUGAUGAGAACGAGGAAGGGUCAAGCGAGACUCGGUCUCCAUCAGUAGUCCCUGAAUGUCUUGGACCAUGCUGUCGGAGGAUUCUGCCUCUGAGCCUCUCUAUCGAACGCCUGUCUGAGCUCAACCAACUCUUGGAGGGCGAGACUUGCUCACGUCUGGAGAGUGAGGAUGGAGAAACUGAAAGUGGUGGGGGAAGCCAACGGGCUCACAGAGAGAGUGAGUGUGAACUGUGUGACACCUCCUGCUACAGCACCUCCUGCUACAGCACAUCCUGUUACAGCACAUCCUGUUACAGCAACUCAGGCCACGAGGGACGAAACCGGUUCUGCAGCCACACACGUCUGUCAUCUGUGGACAGCACACGUCUGUCAGAGAGCACCGUAUUUUCUUCACAGGAGGAAGAAGAGGAAAACAGCGCCUUUGAGUCAGUAACAGAUUCAGGACAGAGCCCAGAGACAAGGGAGUUGGGAGACAUUUCCACCCAGUGGAUGGAGGAGCAAAAUGAGGGCGGGGACUCUCACUCUCCAGUAGCUGGACCCAGUGAUGGGUCACCAGGAGCUAGUUACCAUCAAAUCAGUCAGCUUCCUGCUAUGCGGGCCACCUCCCACCAUUACCCCUGUGUUGAUGAAUCAUUGCCACCAAACUGGGAAGCCAGGACAGACAGUCAUGGCCGUGUCUUCUAUGUUGACCAUGUGAAUCGCACCACCACAUGGCAAAGACCCAACUAUGCAUCCAAAUGUCCCAGCAUGCACCGCUCCAACUCCAUCCAGCACAUGGAGCAACUCAACAGGAGGUAUCAGAACAUCCAGAGGACCAUGGCUACUCAGGAUGAGUUUGGUGGCCAAAGGCUGGAGAGCAGCAGCAGCACAGAAACCGAGAGUGAUACCCCAUCUCAGCCAGCUGAUUCAAGGAGGGAAGGCUCAUCUUUACCAAUGAGCAAUCAGAAGAUCACUCUGCUACUGCAAAGUCCAGCAGUCAAGUUUGUCACUCAUCCGGAAUUCUUCACAGUCCUCCACGCCAAUUAUGGGGCAUACCGGAUGUUCACCAACAGCACCUGCCUAAAGCACAUGAUUUUGAAAAUCCGGCGAGACACUCACAACUUUGAACGCUACCAACAUAACCGCGACCUUGUCACUUUCCUUAACAAGUUUGCAGACACACAGCUGGAGUUGCCAAGAGGCUGGGAGAUCAAAGUAGAUCCACAGGGCAAGUCAUUUUUUGUGGACCACAACAGUCGAGCCACUACCUUUAUUGAUCCCAGAAUCCCCUUUCAGAAUGGAGGUUUGCCUAAUCACCUCACACACAGGCAACACCUACAGAGACUACGCAGCUACAGUGCUGGAGAGGCGUCUGACGUGUCCCGCACCCGAGGUGCAUCUCUCGUAGCCAGGCCUGGCAACAGCCUUGUAGCUACCAUCAGGAGCCAGCACCACAAUGACUCCGUGCCCUUAGCAUAUAAUGAAAAGAUUGUGGCUUUUCUACGCCAGCCGAACAUCCUGGAGCUGCUGCAGGAGCGACAACCUAGUUUGGCCCACAAUCACACACUUAGGGAAAAGAUCCAUUACAUCAGGACUGAAGGGCCACAGGGGGUGGAGAAGCUGUCUUGCGAUGCAGACCUGGUUAUGUUGUUAAGUUUGUUUGAAGAGGAGAUCAUGUCCUACAUCCCGGCUCACCCAUUCCAUCCUGGCCUCAACUUCUCCCCAAGAUGCUCUCCUGGAUCCUCACCCCAGAAUUCACCAGGACCGCAGAGAGCCAGAGCACCUGCUCCAUAUCGCAGGGACUUUGAAGCCAAACUGCGCAAUUUUUACAGGAAGCUUGAAGCCAAAGGCUAUGGACAAGGGCCAGGAAAAAUCAAGCUGAUCAUCAGAAGGGAGUACCUUCUCGAAGGCACUUUUAAUCAUGUGAUGGCAUAUUCACGCAAGGAGCUCCAGAGGAAUAAACUCUACAUCACGUUUGUAGGAGAGGAAGGUCUGGACUACAGUGGGCCUUCAAGGGAGUUCUUCUUCCUGCUGUCUCAGGAGCUCUUUAACCCAUACUACGGCCUGUUUGAGUACUCAGCCAACGAUACAUACACCGUCCAGAUUAGCCCCAUGUCUGCCUUCGUAGAGAACCAUUUAGAAUGGUUCCGCUUCAGUGGACGCAUUUUGGGCCUGGCACUAAUUCAUCAGUACCUCCUGGAUGCAUUCUUCACCAGGCCAUUCUACAAGGCUCUCCUCCGACUAGCAACUGAUCUGAGUGAUUUAGAGUAUCUGGAUGAAGAGUUCCACCAGAGCCUGCAGUGGAUGAGAGAUAAUAAUAUUACAGACAUUUUGGACCUGACCUUCACUGUGAACGAGGAGGUCUUUGGACAGGUAACAGAAAGGGAGUUGAAGUCAGGAGGAUCCAACAUCCAGGUUACAGAGAAGAACAAGAAGGAGUACAUUGAUAGAAUGGCCAAGUGGAGAGUGGAGAGAGGAGUGGUGCAGCAGACAGAAGCAUUGGUUCGGGGUUUCUAUGAGGUGGUAGAUUCACGUCUGGUGUCAGUUUUUGAUGCUCGGGAGCUGGAGCUAGUCAUUGCAGGAACAGCAGAAAUUGACCUGAAUGACUGGAGGUCCAACACAGAGUAUAGAGGAGGCUACCAUGACGGACACAUCGUGAUUCGGUGGUUUUGGGCAGUGGUGGAGCACUUUAAUAAUGAGCAGAGGCUACGUUUGCUGCAGUUUGUGACUGGUACAUCCAGCGUGCCAUAUGAGGGCUUCGCAGCUCUGCGUGGGAGCAAUGGUCCACGCCGCUUCUGCAUUGAGAAAUGGGGCAAGAUCACCUCUCUACCCAGGGCUCACACAUGCUUUAACCGUCUGGAUUUGCCUCCGUACCCUUCGUACACCAUGUUGUAUGAGAAACUGCUGAUUGCCGUGGAGGAGACAAGCACUUUUGGUUUGGAGUGAAAGAUUCACUGACAAUGGAAAGACUAUAUUUUGUAAACAUAUUGUGCUGUGAUUUUCAGUGACCAUAUCCUCAAGAGACUGCUAUUUUUUGUAAUUAAAUCCAUCUAAGGAUUCGUUUGGGAUUUGUGUAUGUGAAAUUUUGUUUGUGUUUAACCGAAAGUGCAUGAAAUACCAUGGUAAUAUUGUACAUACUGUAUUAUUAUGGGGAUGAGGGAGAGAAAUACCGUACUAGUGCAUAGUGCAAAACCUGCAUCCAGCCUACAAUGUAGUGUAUCAGACUGAAUUCUCGUGCUAAUGUUCAUGUUACUAAGAAGGCAUUUUGACACUGUCUUGCUGAUAUGCUGCUAUUGUGCAUGGAGGAUAAAGCCUGCCUGACAUGCAGCUCACCAAUGGCCGACACACUGCACGAGGACAUGACAUCCAUUAACAUCUUUGACUUACAGGGAAAACUAUAUAAACAUUCCGUCUUUAUUUUAGCAUUACUUGAGUUCAAAAUGACCAUUUUGACCUGUUUAUGAGUUUAGUUUGACCAGUGCGUUAUAUCACAAGGUCUCAUUGAUGGCAUAAUAAGAAACUAUUACUUACACACACGCACUUAAAGACAACUAGGC
Messenger RNA from Neoarius graeffei (lesser salmon catfish), 5397 nucleotides. Its product is annotated as E3 ubiquitin-protein ligase HECW1. NCBI's taxonomy places the organism in Eukaryota, Metazoa, Chordata, Actinopteri, Siluriformes, Ariidae. Gene Ontology annotation, molecular function: ubiquitin-protein transferase activity; protein binding. The transcript is spliced from 28 exons. The record is from RefSeq and is a predicted model, not a curated record. The coding region runs from base 50 to 4786 and encodes 1578 amino acids. Gene Ontology annotation, biological process: regulation of dendrite morphogenesis.